This is a messenger RNA of Gloeophyllum trabeum ATCC 11539, 153 nucleotides long. RefSeq lists its product as uncharacterized. NCBI's taxonomy places the organism in Eukaryota, Fungi, Basidiomycota, Agaricomycetes, Gloeophyllales, Gloeophyllaceae. The transcript is spliced from 2 exons. The record is from RefSeq and is a predicted model, not a curated record. Gene Ontology annotation, biological process: multicellular organism development. The annotation marks the transcript as partial.
CGUAUAGAGGCCUCUGGAGGCGGCAAGAAAAAGCUCAGCGCCUUCAACAAAUUCAUGCAGACCGAGAUGGCGCGUCUUAAGGAGGAGGAGCCCGACAUGCCUCAUCAGGAGCGCUUCAAACUAGCGACGACUAACUGGAACUCCAACAAAAAU